Molecule: messenger RNA, 1169 nt
Organism: Aureobasidium subglaciale EXF-2481
Lineage: Eukaryota; Fungi; Ascomycota; Dothideomycetes; Dothideales; Saccotheciaceae
Exons: 2
Coding region: 302-889 (195 amino acids)
Source: RefSeq, a predicted model, not a curated record
AUGGCCAGUGCCGAGAGUUAUGCUCGUAUCCCUACCCGUGAGAAGCCUAGUUCAUUCAUGCCUGUUGACCGCAAGUCUUCGUCUGGCUCGCACAGCUCUCGCUGGUCGCUCCCACCGCUUGCCGAUUCCCGUGCCUCGAAUCCUGUCGACAGUGCUGGUAUCGCUCGCCAUGUUGCCAGCGCUACCCGUGGAUAGCCUGGCUCGUCUACGUGUGUUGAUCGCAUGUCCUCGGCUAGUUUGAGCGACUCCCUUUCUACGCUCCCACCUCUCCUCGAUUCUCGUACUUUGUCUCCAUCCAAACAUGCCAGACCUCGGGAUGUGUGGUGUCGUUCUUCACUCUCAGCAGCCUGUUCAACUCUCUCGAAAAGAUCAACAGACAAUCGACGCGAUGGUAGACGCUCACUCUGCCUCCGUGACCAUUCGCAACCCUUUCGACUUGAUAGCGUUCGACGUCGUCGCCCUCGCUCACUUCAUCGUCGAAACCAGUAACCAGCCCAGGCAGUUUGCGUUUGAUGUUCGUGACCCCCUUCCCGAGUUGGUCGACUCUCACGCAUCGUCGCCAGUCUCGCACAACUCUCGUGCUUCCACUCCACCUCAGCUGUCUGGUCACAGCCACAAUGUCGCCAGAAGUUAUAAUCCUCAUUCCACUCUCGCUGGUGAUAUACCCUGGUUCUGUCCCGCAUACAUGCAUCAGCAGCCCAUCGACCCCCAUAUUUCAGCCUCAGCAGCCCAUCGACCCCCAUAUUUCAGCCUCAGCAGCCCAGCUCUCGCUCUCCAGACCCCGAUAUGCACAAUCCUCGUGCUUCCACUCCCUUCCCCCCCUCCUAGUCUCAGAUAUCAAACCUCCAUGCAUUUUCCCUCAGCAACCCAUGAGCUUCACUGCAGAUGACCCCGACGACACCAAGCUUUUACUUCUCCAAGUACCCCUUGCUAUCCAUCACACAGAAGUUCGAGACUGAUGGAUCUUCACGACUAUGGAUCUGGGCUACUGAAUGAGUUUUUACGAGUUUUGAAGAAAGAAAAAUGUGUUUCAGCUCGAUGCCGACGUUGAUCUCGGGAGAAGAAGGGUAAGGAUGAGCAGUGGUUUUGCAGACAACCAAAAAAAACACCCCGAUACCUCACUACAGCAUUGCAUUCAUCAAAAGGGGAGACACAAGUCUGGCAAUGGG